Salvia splendens (bonfire salvia) is the source of this 1638-nucleotide messenger RNA. Its product is annotated as probable mediator of RNA polymerase II transcription subunit 26c. Gene Ontology annotation, cellular component: nucleus. The coding region runs from base 215 to 1468 and encodes 417 amino acids. The transcript has 8 exons. Lineage: Eukaryota; Viridiplantae; Streptophyta; Magnoliopsida; Lamiales; Lamiaceae. The record is from RefSeq and is a predicted model, not a curated record.
ACUGAAAAAUAUGUAUUAAAAAAAAUUUGUUCUUCUCUUACCUCUUCUUCCGAGAGAAAUUACCAGAUUUGAUUCCACAUUCAAUCUCGCAGUUACGACGUCGUUUCCCACGUGCACAUCCAAAAUCCUCUCUUCAGAUCUGCUGAUGUAAUAACCCUUCCAAUUUACCCAAUUUGUUGCGAUUCGUGCUUUUUUCGAUUGGCAGAGAAAAUCUAUGGAUUCGGAUGAAUUCCGAUCGAUUUUGUCGAGAUCGGGAGUCGGAAUCUGGGCGCUGAUUGACGCGGCUAUCGGAGUCGCCAGCUCCGACUACGGCGAGGAGCUGCGCAGCCGGAGAGACGGAAUCGUCGAAUCGCUCUACGCAUCCGCGGGGCAGCUGUGCCGCAGCUGCGGCGGCGGCGGAGAAGCCGAUCAGGAUCACCGAUUUUGCAAUCGGAGCAGCAAAGUCGAUUACAGCAGCGACGACGUUGACCACAAGGAUAACGAUAGCAAUAAGAAGAAUAACGUUGCUGUUGAUGAUGAUAGGAAUAUGAAUGGGGAUUUUGGUAAGACUGCGCUGACUCCGGAUUCUGACCAUCUGAAUCUUAACGACGAAGAAGGCGAGGUCGAUCCGUAUGCUGGAUUGUUUGAUGACGAUGAGCAGACCACAAUUUUCAGCAUUAAAGAGCAGCUCGAGGAUCCGCAGCUGAGUGAAGAAGCUGUGGUGGAGUUGCUGCAGACUCUUGCAGAUAUGGAUAUCACAUUCCAAGCUCUCAAGGAUACUGAUAUAGGAAGACAUGUGAAUCGACUGAGGAAGCAUUCUUCGAGUGAAGUUCGUAGAUUGGUGAAGCAGCUUGUUAGGUUCUCACUUUCCCCCAAUAAACAAAAAAAGCCCUUUUUGGGGAAGAAAUGGGAUUUUUGGAGCUUGGUUGAGUUUAAACUUGUGUUCCUUGUUUUGGAAAUUUGGUCUUUUUGCCUAUUUGAAUGCAGAAAAUGGAAGGAAACUGUGGAUGAAUGGGUUAAGGUGAACCAGCCACAAUCAACUACUGCGAAUCUCAUUGCUGAUGUGGACUCACCUCAGCAGAACAUACCCAAAAAUCAACAAAAUGGCCAUCACCAGGUCCCCGAUUUUGGGUACUCCCCAAAUCCCAGGAAUGGGGGUCCGACUCCAGAAAGGAAUUAUGUGGAAUAUGAGCCUAAACCUAAGCCAUCUCCAUCUGCAGCAGCUCGGAGAGAAGCUCCAUCAAGGCCUCCACAAUCAGUUUCUAAAUCUUCCUCUGCUCCUCCUCCUAACAGAGCGCAAAGGGAAACUAUUGUAGACGACGAGAAGCUGAAUUCAGCAAGAAGACGGCUUCAAGAGAACUACCAAGAAGCUCAGAAUGCCAAGAAGCAACGAACGAUCCAGAUGAUGGAUAUUCAUGAGAUCCCUAAACCGAAAAACACCUUUUUUGCCAAGAACAAGGGCGGUUUUCAGGGGAGGCACCAUCGAUGAUAUGCUAUUUUUGUCGUGUUCUUCUUCUUUCCUUUCCGCAUUGUACCAUAAAAUGGGAUGCAAAUUAUCCGAGGGCCUCCAAAGAAGCAGUUGGUCGCCUCUCGGUUAACAUUUCGUGUUUAUUACAAACAAACAAGAGUUAUAUAUGAACUGGUGAUUUUGGAGAUUAA